Syzygium oleosum is the source of this 806-nucleotide messenger RNA. RefSeq names its product wall-associated receptor kinase-like 4. The transcript has a single exon. The record is from RefSeq and is a predicted model, not a curated record. NCBI's taxonomy places the organism in Eukaryota, Viridiplantae, Streptophyta, Magnoliopsida, Myrtales, Myrtaceae. The coding region runs from base 276 to 806 and encodes 176 amino acids.
AAACCGUGAAAAUCAUGUCAUACUCGGCGUUUCAAAUUCUUUUGCUUCUGGUUUACCUCAUGGUACAAGCAUCAGGAGCCACACCGGGACUUGCAAGGCCUAACUGUGCUGAAACGUGCGGGAAUGUCACCAUUCCCUUCCCCUUCGGAAUAGGAACAGAGUGCUUCUUGGGUGACUGGUACGAGAUUGUCUGCCAGCAAAACAACACGGUUCCCAUACUAAAGAAGAUCGGAUUAUGAGUUCUCAACAUUUCACUCCCCUAUUAUCGUGGAUAUAUGAACAGCGUGAUUUGGGUCAGUCUUCCAUUAAUUUACUCAAAUGCAAGCAGUGGGGGCGAAGGACUUGGCGUGCCAGUGAGCUUAGAAGGAAGUCAAUUUGUCUUCUCCCAGACAUGGAACGUCUUUAUGUCCGUCCGUUGCAACACCCUGGCAACAGUGAAUAGUACAGAAUCUGCUGUUGUUGGUUGCAGGUCGAAAUGUGAUGGAACCAACACCAACAUUAGCCGGUAUAGUGCUUGUGUCAGGAGGGACCGAUGUUGCCAGACUACACUCCUCUUUAACCUUCAGGGCUUUAGUGUGGAUUUCAAAGAAGAAGGUGGACCUCAGGGAUGCAAGUACGCUUUCCUGGCAAAUAGCUCAUGGUUCAUGAGGUCUAACGUUACAGGUCUAUAUGAUUUGAGUUUGAAUGAUAGGGUUCCAGUGGUGUUGGAAUGGGGGAUUUCAAACGAUACCAACUACAAACUUGAUCUUAUCCUGCAAGGCUAUGGCUCAGGCUAUCUUGAUCCCUUCAGAUGCAGCAGGUACUGA